CGAAGUGGUCCGAAGUUCUCGUGAACUCGCGAAUGAGGUUCGCCGCAGAGCGCCUGUGCACAGCAGAACGUGUUUGUGUUUUCUCCGCCAGUCGCCAGCAUUUCCUGACGUCACCAGCGCCAGCCAGCUUGACGCAACCGAAGUACCGAAGUAAACCAACGCAACGUUUCUAAUAUUUCGCCUGCAACUUGAAUUGAAUCCAUCGCAACGCGUUUGCGAUCGUUUCGUGCGAGUCCAGGUUGGUUAUGUCGUCGCGAUUAAUGCGUCGUCGAUGCGCCCGCGUUGUAAUCGAGCCACCUUUCGAGCCUUUCGAGUGAACCCCGCUCGCCCGCUGAUCGUCGAAUGUGGAAGGUGUUUUUAUCGCGACGACCGUGUGUCCCGUUUGCGAGCUGAGAGCUAAGCCAGUGAGCCCGUGCGCCCAUCGAAUGUGUGCCGUGUGCGUUUACUUCCUUAGCAGUGUCUAAGACGUAAACAAAACAUUCUUGACGAGAUGGACUCUCCAGUCAUGGAUACCAACAACAACAACAACAACAAGGGUAGUAAACCGCCACCAAAGCGCAGGAAUAAUGAAAAGCGAAAGGAGAAAUCCCGUGAUGCGGCGCGUUGUCGUCGCUCCAGGGAAACGGAAAUCUUCUCAGAUCUCUCCGCGGCGUUGCCCCUCACCCAGGAGCAAAUUUCCCAGCUGGAUAAAGCGUCCAUCAUGCGACUAGCGAUUUCAUACUUGAAAGUUCGCGAUAUGAUUAAAUUGGUGCCGGAAAUAUGCACUGAAGAAGCCGAAUCCAAAUGUUUAGACAUCAAACACUCCGAGAAUACUACAGAGUCUGUCUUUUUGAAAACCAUCGAUGGUUUCGUCUUUGUUUUAUCGACUGACGGUGAUUUUGUUUACGUGUCCGAAAAUAUUUGUGAUUAUCUCGGCAUUAAUCAGAUUGAUUUAUUGGGUCAAAAUAUAUAUGACUACAGUCAUCCGUGCGAUCACGACGAGAUCAAAGAGAUGAUCUCGAUCAAAAACAAGGAUCAAUUCGAUAGCGAAGAUACAAAGUCGUUCUUUUUGCGCCUCAAAUGCACACUCACCGCAAAAGGUCGCUCGGUGAAUUUGAAAUCAGCGUCGUACAAAGUGAUCCAUUGCACUGGACACAUGAUGCACACUACAGAUGAUACUCAAGCUUUGGAGUCCAACAGCAAUCUGCAGCAUUGCCUGGUUGCGAUUGGACAACCAAUUCCGCAUCCUUCGAACAUCGAAGCGCCGUUACCACAUCAGACGUUCUUUACCAAGCAUAGUUUGGAUAUGAAAUUUACUUAUGCCGAUGAAAAAAUGUUGGAGUUUUUGGGUUUUGAGUCUGAUGAUUUGAUCGGGAAAUCCGUUUACGAAUAUCAUCAUGCAAUGGAUAUGAAUGUUAUUUCUACAGCUUAUAAAUCAUUGUUUUCUAAAGGACAAUGCGAGACAAAUCGCUACAGAUUUUUGGCUAAAACCGGCGGAUAUUGCUGGGUCCUCACCCAGGCGACAUUGCUCUACGAUAAAGUCCAGAAACCUGAGAGUGUUGUGUGUGUCAACUUCAUCAUAAGCGAGGUGGAGUGUGCGGGCGAAAUCUACGCCGCCUUCCAAUUGGAAUCCUCGUCGAAGAUCCAAGUGAGCGCUAGCGCGCGUGCGCAGACGACGCCGCCGCUGCUCUCGCCGUUGGAGAUUACCACCGAUGCAGAGGAGGAGAUUGACAUCAAGCUGCCGCUUGUUGGUGGCCUGGAGGAUAAUUUCGUGCCGUUGACGAUUACGCCGCCUGCUUCCGUGCCGGAGCAUAUUGUCGAAGAGGACGAUAAUAGUCGGCAGGGUCUGACCGAGCACAAAUUUGAAGUGCACGGGCCGAAGACGGCCACGUCAAAGAUUUUUGCGCCACGAACGGAAGAGAUGAAUAAGGGAUUCCUCACGUUCUCGGACGAAGAACCAGGCCUUACUCGUAAGUAUCUGUUGAAAGAUGAGCCUGAUGACUUGACACACUUGGCGCCUGUGGCCGGUGAUGUAGUCUCGUUGGAAACACAUCCGUUCCUCACGGACAUGUUGGAUGAUUUCCUGCUUAAAGAUGGCGGCUUUUGUCCACUCUUGACCGAGGAACCGCAGGAUCCAUUUAUUGCCUACAGAGAUUCGUGUGACCCGUCGCCACAAUUGCUUUCCCCUAACAUUCUAAAGACUUCGGACUGUAGCCUUCCAUCGCUAAAUAGUCCCACUGACUCGCUCAGCGAGGAAGACCAAAUGACUACAUUUAUGACCUUUCCAAUGGAAGAGGAUCCCGAGUUGGUCAUGAAAGCACCGUAUAUAUCGAUGACAAUUGGCGAUGACUUGCCCUUGCUGAAUUCAGAAGAUCUCAUGUGGAGCGAGGGCGUGCAUGGCGUACAAACGCAAUACUCUAAUCGUAAGGGAUACGCUGGGAAUGGUGUGGCUAAUCCCUCCGGGAUUACCCCCGGAAGCACGUCUAGUCUGGCUGAAUUAUUGAGUGCCAGCGUGAGCAAACACACCAAGGAGGACAUUCUUGACAGGAUAGAUCCCUAUAGCAAUAAAAGUGUGCAUAGUUUAAGCGGAGUAAAGCGUGGUGCUACUCCCUAUGACAUCUCUCCCAAGCGGAUAAAGAGCGAACCGAAGGACAUGAUGUCCUCGGAGUUGCUCCAGCAGCUGAUUUCGAAUAAUACGCACAAUGCAGCCGCGCGACGUGUGAAGAACAAGAGCAAUUGGCUGUUGGACACCGGCGGUAAGAAGGCCGCCUGUGUCAGUCAGCCCAGCGACAGCGUGCUGAUGAAUUUAUUGGAUACUGACCAAUCAAUGCCAUUGUCACCAGCGCAAAGAACAUUAAACUUAUCUGACCAGGAAUCAUUUUUGCUGACGACGAGAACAAUGCAACCACCUUCGCAACAGAUCCAACUACAAAAUGCGAUGCUACAGCAACAGCUUCUCCAGCUGCAACAAAAGCAAUUCCUGCUUGAGCAACAGCAGAUUUUGGAUCAGCGGCAGCCGCAUGCUCGCAAGUCCUCGAUUUCACUGCUCGACCCCGAGGCGCUCGGCAUUUCGUCGCUCCUGGAUCUCACGCAGCAGGACUACGAAGUCAAUGCGCCUGUUUGCAAUAACUUAUUACAGGGAGAUGAUCUUUUGUUCGCUCUGAACAACGACGGUGUUCUCAGCGAUGGGGUCAUCUAGCUAGAGGCUGAACCGUUUGCGGUUCAGGAGGAUGAUCAUGUUACAGAUACAAAUGAAACGAAUGAAAUUAUGCUUACAACAGAUACAAUAGACUUAGAUACGAAUGAAGCAACCGCAGAUGAUAUUUCUAUUUCAAACGACCAACUUGAACAGGAAUCUAACGCAAAACCACAAACGCUGCGUGUACAAUCUUUUAAGAUAGUAAAUUGUAACCGAAGCAACCAAAAUAUUAUUUUGUUAAUUCAAUGAAUUGAAGUUAAGUGCUAAAAUGUAACUAUUGACUGAUUUACGAAGGGUACACAUUAAUCAUAAGCAAACACAAACUACUACAAAUGGAACAAAUAUCUUAAAAUAUUGUACAAGUACUGAUUAUCUCAUUGCAAACAUUUUACCAUUGACCGGACUCAAGUGUCACUUUUACUCUUUGCACUUUUCAAAUCCCACGCACUGAUCCUCAAACUGCCAUCAUGACAUUUCAAUUCAUCAUCAUUUAGCAAGACAUUAGUCCCUAAGAGUAGCAAAUAACGCGAAAAGUUAAUAUAUAUUUUCAAUUAAUGAAGGUUUGGUUUCUGAUUUGUACUUGUAUAAAAUCUAAACUUUGAUUUGAUUUAAGAAUUUACACCACUUUAGCAUAAAUAAUUUGCUCGAUAUCUUACUUAUUUACAUAGAUAUUAAAUUAAUGGCCUUACGGGAAUUUCAAUUAAAAUUAAGCGUUCGUUAACUCAGGAGCGAGUAAAUGCUUUGUGUUAUGUAGAAGAAAAUGGUAACGUAAUAAUAUAGCAAGAAAAAAACUGCAAAUAAUUGAUGGAUACGAUUGCGCACGAGAAUCUACGUCAAGAAUUCUAUAUGAAUUGUAGCAAUUAUAAUAUGUAAUCCAUGCUAGUAAUAAGCAAAUCAUGUUGAAAUAGAUCUGUUAAUAAUAUAAUAUUUACAUCAAUGGAUGAUGACGAACUGGUAACGGGUCGAGGAUACAUUUCGAUUCACUACUGCAACUUCAGAUAUCAUUACAACAAAUGUUACAAGAACAUUGUAUAUUUUCGCCGGGUUUAUUUUAAUAAGGAAAUGAUUGCAACAAUAUGUUAACAAAUAUUGUAAUUCAUACAUACAUAUAUCGGACAGUAGUAUAAACAAUAAGAUAUAUAAAUAUACAUGUACUUUUUUAGUAA
Dalotia coriaria is the source of this 4344-nucleotide messenger RNA. RefSeq names its product protein similar-like. Gene Ontology annotation, biological process: regulation of transcription by RNA polymerase II; cellular response to hypoxia. The transcript is spliced from 11 exons. Gene Ontology annotation, molecular function: protein dimerization activity; DNA-binding transcription factor activity, RNA polymerase II-specific; RNA polymerase II transcription regulatory region sequence-specific DNA binding. Lineage: Eukaryota; Metazoa; Arthropoda; Insecta; Coleoptera; Staphylinidae. The coding region runs from base 491 to 3178 and encodes 895 amino acids. Gene Ontology annotation, cellular component: cytoplasm; transcription regulator complex; nucleus. The record is from RefSeq and is a predicted model, not a curated record.